Messenger RNA from Lymnaea stagnalis (great pond snail), 10832 nucleotides. The record is from the annotation of a GenBank genome assembly. NCBI's taxonomy places the organism in Eukaryota, Metazoa, Mollusca, Gastropoda, Lymnaeidae.
AUUCAUCUGUUGUUCUUAGACACAAAAUGGCAGCAAAUCUGAACAAGCCUGCGGAUUUUCUCGGUAUUGUGAUAAAAUUGUAAUUGUAGCUACUCUAGCCGAUAUACUCACUCUUUUUUUUUUCUUUAAAGAAAAUUUUUUAAACAUUCUUUAAAAUUUUGAAUUUUGAGGUAGCUAUUUUUCCUAAUUGGUUCUGCUUUUAAUUUUAUGACACUUUGACUUUGUAAUUUUGUUUACUAAAAUUUUUUAAAAAUAAUUAUAAACUCUAUACUUAUACAAUUACAAAGUAGCCAAAGUUGUCAUUAAUUAAUUAACAUAAUAUCAGAAAAGUAAGACGAAUCAAUCAGGCUACUACUCAAUUAAUAUUAGUUUUAGUAAUUAGGUUUAGCCUAAGUCAGUGAAGUUAGUAACCUAGCUUUUCAUCCUCUGCUAUUCAAAUAACUUUCUUUUUUUUUUAUUGAUCCAAAUAAAUGGAAAUUCUUUUCAGCACAUAAAUUAUUCUUCCCAAGAAAGCUUAAACACUUUAGUAUAUGAAAAUGAAAAUAAUAUGUAAGCAAACAGAGUUUGAGUUUAUGCAUAGUCGCCAUUGUUCACCCCCAAGCCCAACGUAACAAUGAAGCUCUUGAAAAUAUAAUCUCUAUGACAAUUAUUGCUGAAUAAGAACUCAUGUAAAUAAGAAGGGAAAAGAGCAUUGCUGGUACCAAACUCUAUUCAGUUUGCACUUUGCACAUCCACAUAUUUUCUACAUUCUAUGUGUGGACAGUGGACACCAGAAUCAUUUUGAUCAAAGAAGUUUAGGUGAUGGACUAUAAAAGAAGGUUCAUAGAUUCCACGUUUGAUCUGAUUUAUGUUUGUAUAAGCCGCCCAUCCAUCCGAGACAAUUUGUGAAUCUUGUAGAAUAUACCUCUCUAUGUACUCCUGUAAAGGGAUUGCACGUCUUUCUGGCAGAAACAAGAAAACAAUACCCACCCUUUCUUUCUAUGCCAUCGAAAACCCAGUUGCCCUCGCUCCACUGUCCAUGGUGCUAUUUCUGGUAAAUAGCACUUCAGACCUGAAAAACAUAAAUUUUGAAUAGCAGAAUAGUAUUAAUUAAAUUUCUUAAUCUCCCAGACUAGCUAGUUUUUGUAGCUGUACAGCUGUAGAAACAUGUUCACUAUUGUCUUGAUACAAGUUUUGUAUUAGUUUAUGUAGCCGAUAGGCGAAUGUAAGAUGAAUGGUGGGGAUAGAACUAUUAAUUAAAUGUUUAGAAAUGAACUCUAGAAGCAAAUUAUAUAAAUCAGUUAUUCAUAGUGUUAUUUUUCUGUAUAGACUAUGCUAGGUUAAAACAUAUGCAUUAUAUUUUGAUAUGUUUUAAGAUUUUCAAAUGUUUAUAACUACUGUUUAUAUUUGAAAAUAAUCCAUUUCUGUGUUUAAGAAUAAAAAAAAAUUCACAUUGGUGAAAUAGCAGGCUAUUUAUUAAAUAUUGAUAUACUACACAUUAACAAAAAUUUGUUUUUUUUCCAGCUACACCUAAGGUUUCUAGAGAUGUUGUACUAAUUCCACCAUCAGAAUUUGAAAAACCUAAAAUAUUUCAAGUUAAAGAGCUUGAGAAGAUCAAGCAGCAAAUUGAAGAUUUGCGUCAAGAAAAUGAAAGAUUAAGGUACUAUAAUGUUUUAUGAAUUAGCUUGUGAUAAUUCUUUAUUACCAUAUGCAAUGUCUUAAAAGUUAAAGAUUUCAACUAAUUAAGUUUUCUAACCUUUUUUUAAAAAAAGGAUUUUAACACUUACACUCAUCAGUGUUAUUAUUAUUUGAAUAUAUUAAAAUGAUUUAGAUGAGUUACAUCAUUUUAAAAAUUGUAAAUUUAAGUUUUUAAAAGACUUACCUGUUUUUGUACUUUUCGUUGAAAUAUCUUAUUUGCUAACAAAUUUUUUUUUUCUUUUAAUCAAUUUUAAAGAUCAGUGCAAAGUCAGAGUCAAUCUCAGAUUCAAGUGAGCUCAUGUAACUUAAGUUGAAAAAUAUUGAUUAGAUCCUUAUUAAACUAUAAACAAUUUCAAGUUCAUUGUAAUUAUGAACAUUAAAUCACUCUCACAUUGUUUCAAUGCCUUUAAAAAUAAAUGAUAAAUAAUUACAUUCUAAAUUUCAACAUUAUUUAAAACUAAUCUUUACCAGCAUCAACAGUUGAACAUGUCAAACGCAUUCAAAUUUUUUGAAAUUUUCAGGUACCUUCUUUUUCAUUGCCUCAUAACGAAUAUGCAGAUGAAUUGAUAAAAAGGCAAGGUGGCGAAAUAGCAGAGCUGAAAUCUGAACUCAUUAAAUGUCGACAGGCUUAUAAACAAUAAAUUUUCAGGUACCUUCUUUUUCAUUGCCUCAUAACGAAUAUGCAGAUGAAUUGAUAAAAAGGCAAGGUGGCGAAAUAGCAGAGCUGAAAUCUGAACUCAUUAAAUGUCGACAGGCUUAUAAACAAGAGGUGGGUGAAUGGAAUAGAAAAGUUGAAUUUAUGGAAGAAGAACACCGUCAUGAAUUAAAAAGAUUGGAGAAGGAAUGGGAAAGAAAAGAAGAUGAAUUUGAACAAAGAGUAAGUAUUGCAAAAUUUAAUAUCAAAUGUUCUACCAAAACUAAAAGUCUCCAAGUAAUGGAAAUGUAUGCCAAUGUAAUAUUAUGAAAUUUGAUUUUCUAAAUGUUUACUAAAUCUUUAGGGAUUGAUAAAUCAAAAUAUUAAAAAAAUCUUAACAUUUAUGAAAUUAAUAAAGAAAAAGACGUUAUGAGCCCUUUUUCAGAAUGUUCUAUUUGCUGAUUUUAAUAUUUCAAGUAUGCAAGAAUUAGCAGUGAGCUUCAAAGGACAUUAGAAGAUACAGAAACUGAGACAUCAGUUUUAAAUGAUAAACUUGAAAAGACCAGAACAGCUCUAAGCAACAGAGUUAAGGAGUUGGAAGAUACUCUCAAUGUUGUUCAAAGGGAGAGUGAAAGGACAUUAAAUCAGCAGGACGUUGAACUCAGGUACAUGUCAUAUAUAUAUAUUUCAUCAGUCGAAAUCAAUUAGGACCGCCUUAAUCAUCAGGUACAUGUCACAUGGGUUAUUGAAUGACAGAUUUGAUAUAUAUUGGGGAUACUGAUUAACAAAGGUAAUAUAUAAUUAUUUUUUGGAAUAACUGUUAAUAAUGCAUUUCACUGAAGUAUAUCUAGGCCAUAAUCUUAAUCGUGGUAGUAUAACUUGAUAAAAAAUUUACAUCUACCACUUUUUCCACCCCUGAGGCCAUCUUAAUUCCUAUUUGAUGUUUCUAAGCUCAACUCCAAUAAGAUUAGUAGGUCUAAUUAAAACAGACCUAAUAAUAUAAUUUAAGAAAAUAAAAAGUAUACUUUCAAUCUUUUCCACCCCUGAGGCCAUCUUAAUUCCUAUUUGAUGUUUCUAAGCUCAACUCCAAUAAGAUUAGUAGGUCUAAUUAAAACAGACCUAAUAAUAUAAUUUAAGAAAAUAAAAAGUAUACUUUCAAUCUGAACAAUUUCUUUCCUUUCAAUUCCUGUUAAUGUCAUCCAAUCCAUGUUUACAUAAGGAUUGACCAACCAUACAAAGCCAAACAAUAGCCACGACCAAUGAUAUGAAAGCUGAACAAGCCAGUUGCUCUUUUCUCCUCUUAAAUAUAAAGGUGUUUUUUUCUAGUUUGUUGUAAACUGUCAUGCCUCACAUAACUCACUGAAGAUGUUAAUGUCUUGAGCUUGUCAAUGUUCAAUUUCCUGCAUGAAGGAACAAAUCUAGAAUCAUUGAGGAUCAGGCCCACCAGAUUUCCAAAUUAAAGACCUACAUUGGAGAAGCAGAGCAAACUCACAAGCCUGCCCAUGUGUGGAGGGUGGAAAAAGAAACUGUGGAGAACAAGUUGAAAAUCGCAAGAGCAGAAAAUGAGAAACUGCAAUCAGAAUUGGAACUAAUGGAUGUGCGAUUUAAAGCACUGAGUGACAUACUUGCAGUUCAAGAGGCUGAACUAAGCAAAGUUAGCAAGCAAACAAUGAAAUUCUCUACUAAACAUAAGCUGUUAAGACAAUUAAGAAAAUUAUUUGCUAGCUUGCUAAAGCUUUAAUUGCUCAUUUAAAAGAGUUUAAGUUUAAGAUACAGUUAAAGUUGAUUUGAUAUCUAUUUCAGAAUAUAAUGUUUUAAACAAUACCAUUUGAAGUAUUUUCCUUUAUUGUUUUACUUUAUAUAUAUCAUAUAUAUAUAUAGUUACAUUCUCUAUGCUUCUUAGGUGCUCAAAUUCAUUCUUAAAUAAAAUUUCACACCCCUAACUGAUUUGAAUUGUGAUGACAUCUCCUGUUUAGAUGUCAAAGCCUUAGUCAUAAAUAUAUUUUGUAAUUUUAACUAGUUUUUGAGGUUUUUUUCAUUUUCAGCCCAAUACAGAAGGACUUGGUUUAUCAAAGCAGCAGAAUCUUUUGAUAACCAGGUUAGUAAUAUUUGUAUUUUAUUUUCAUUCCUGCUUUUUAGUAUUUAUCUCUUUUUUUUUCAAUUAAAAGACAUUUUUAGGAGGUUUCUAAAUUAUAAUUAGUAAUAUAGUAAUAUAUAUUUUUUUUAAGAUGGAGAGAAAAGGUUUUUAGUCUUCUAGUGCAGCAAAAAUCUUCUGAAAUUGUGCACAAGAAUGAUGUGAAUAACUUAAACCAAAAGGUGAGUUUUGAAAUGUGACACUUUAUAAAAUAUUUUAAAGCCAUUCUUUGCAAAUUUAUAUUAUUUUUUUUAAAGAGAAUAUAGAACUAAUGCCUUUUAAGUUGUCACUCUUAACGGUAUUUUAAAAAACAUGUUUUUAGUCUAGAUUGUAUUUCAGUUUUUCAAUCAUUGAACAUUUUGUUGGAGAUUUAGUUAUCACUUUUUCCUUAUAAAAUGGACUUUGUUUAAAUUAGAAUUUUAUUUUUUUAUUCAGCGAUGCAAAAUGUUACUUGAAAAAAUUUGAACCUUAACUCUUCUCUUUUAAAUUGAAAGCCUUAUUUAAAGAAGCAUUAUUUAAAAUGCAUUUUUUGGGGGGGUAUUUUUACAAAAGUUAUAAAUUAAAAACAGUUAUAUGGAAAAUUAUAUAUGUGUAAUGAAAAAAAUCGCUCUAUAAUUAAUAGCUUUGGAAUCAUAUUCAAAAUCUUGCAUCUUUUCAAAUAAAUUAAGCCGUAUGAAAAAUAAUUUAGAAUAAUAUCUUUAACAAAUAGAUCUAAUUCAAGUAAAAAAAAAUUAUUUUUUAAAUUGAAAAAUUAGAUUAGAGAUUUAACAGACAAACUGGCUGCCAGUGAUGCUAAUGUUGAAGUAUUCAAGCUUUCUUUAGUAGAUAAAUCUGCCCAACUUCAGAUGGAAAGAAAUAGCAAAGAGGUAAAAUGUAUAUUUUAAACUUCCUGUAAUAUAAAGAAACUUUAUUUAUCUGGAUGUUGAAUGUAAUUUGUCUUGAUUGGAAUUAAAACUUAAUCAUUAUAACUAUCUUUAUUUCCUCAGCGACUGCAGCAGGAGUUGGAUCAUUUAAAUAAAGUUGCCAUUUGUUUAGAUGACCAGUCUAGGGACAGCCUGGACAGUGUGAAAGGCCUUACAGAAUUCAUAGAAAGGUUCUUAUUCCUAAUGAUAAUACUUGACAUUAUUGUUUCAAUGUUUUUCAUUUUUAUAUUCAGUUAUAUCUUUUUUUCUAUCAAUUCCUAGAUAGGAGACACCUUGACAAAACACUUAAAAUAAAUAAAUAUUUCUUAAGUAUGUCCAGUUUGGGGGGGGGGUGUAUGGGGAGCUACUAGAGCAAAGGUGGGGAACUUUUUUUCUGCCAAGGGUCAUUUGGAUAUUUAAAGCAUCAUUCGCUGACCAUAAAUAAAUCAGGGCUGGCGCCCUAGUGACUGUCUCAGGCAUGGAAUCCCCGCACAUCUCAGCAUUCUCAGGGUGAUGUAAUUUUCAUGGAAUGAAUUUAACUCAUGAUCUUGCGGGUCCUUGCUUGUCCUUCAAAAUUUAUGUUAUUUUUAUGAUUGACUAAAUACAAAUUAAUGUUAGUAUGAAAAAAAACUCCAAUAUUUAUUGGGUUCUAAAUUCCACCGACAGGCCAAACCAAACGAUCUCACUGGCUUUUUGUGGCCCACGGGCUGGAUGUUCCCAAGCCCUGCACUAGAGGAAUAGAUUAUCUGAGUGGACAGGGAUAAUGACUGAGAAUAAAGAUUAUAUUAUGGCACUAUGGAGACAUUGGUUGAGAUGGUAUUUUUCUUGGGGUUUGGAAGCCUUUAAGGGAGUGAGGGUUAAUGGAUGGGUUCUUUGGCAGGAGUGGAUAUUGUACUAGUUCAUGCAAAACUACUCCGUGCGCUAACCCAGAUUAACCUAAUGGAACACUAAUUAAAGUAUGUACAUCCAGUAAAUGGCUUAAAUGAGCCGAUAUGGGAAAUAGUGAUAUUGGAAUAGUGAGAUGGUAUUUUGUGGGCAGGGGUAGUUGUUGGGGGAUGUGCAAGAAGGGUUGGGGUUGUUUUUUUUUUGGUUAUAUUUUAAUUUUAUUAAUAAUUUUUUUCGACCGGUUUAAAGGCAGUGGAUUCUUAAGGGAAAAAGGGACAUUUAUUUUUUUUAGUAGAUGGUGAAUGGGUGUGGAGGAAAGGCGUUUGGAGGAAGGUGACGGGUGUGUGGGGGAAAGGAUUUUGGAGGAUGGUGAGGGGUGUGUGGGGGAAAGGAAUUGGGUGGAUGGUGGGUUAUGAUUGAGUGAAGAUUCAGAAUUGACAGAACAGUAAGCUGUUGAGGGCUGCUUAGCUGAAACAUACAAUAUUUUAUAUUGACCGUCCUCGGGUUUUUAUUUAACCUGUGCAUAUUUCUUUUUACUGUAACAUGUAGAUUGUUGUGCCUAAAAUUAUACCUUGGCAACACCAAAUGAACCUUUUUUUUACUUAGUCAAAACUUAGCAUCUGGUAUUGAUUCUUUUUUUUUUUUUUUUUUUUUUUUUUUUUUUUUUUUUUUUUUUUUUAGGAACAUGUUUUUCUUAAGAUGUCUCUACGACAUCCCAUUGAUCCAUGAUGUUUGUUCUGGCAUAAAAAACAUGUUCUUCUAAAGAAGUCUCUAAUACAUCACACUGAUCAAUGAUGUNUGGAUCUUUUGAAAGGUAAUAAUAAAAAUCAAUGGAAGAAUGGGGGCAUUAAAUUUAAUUUACUUAAUACUAAAUUUGACACUAGAAAUUUGCUUUCUUUUUUUUUUACUGUCAUUGCAACUUGUUUUUUUUCUAAAAUUAAAUUAUGUUAAUUGUCUUUACAUUUUUUUUUUUAAAGCCCAGAUAAUUAGAAAAUCUGCAAUUGAUUUUAGUUAUGAUAAAUCAAGCUCAGCUUCAAUAUUACACUGUAAGGAAAAAGUAGAAUCCAAGUAAGUGUUGUUUUAUUAAAGAAUCCUGAAACAAAAUAAACAUUUCAUGUAACUUUGUAUAUAGGACAUGUUAACACAUUUUUUCUUGAAAAUUAAAACAUUUUUAAGUCCUGAGGUCUUACAGUAAAACAUUUCAACUUUAAACUUAUGAUAGCACUAAUAUUUUAAUAAAUGUGACCAGUGUUUCUUUCAGAAAUUUUCGCCCAGGGGAGCACUUCAGAUUUUUUUAUGGGGGGGCAGUGCCAGCAGUUCCAGUUGAUUUAUUGGUGGAUAUAUAUUUUUGCUGGGGGGGGGGCACUUGGCUUCCGGGUGGGGGGGGGGGGCAGUGCGCACUGCCCCCUGGAGAUAUAGCAGAAAGAAACCCUGAAUGUGACAUAGUCUGUUGUUUUUUUUUUCAUUCUACAUUAUCAUUAAAGACAUAUUUUGAAUUAAUGAAUUAAUAUUGGGGACAAAAAAAAGAGUUAAAAAUAAUUAUUUUUGCUCAUUAUCUUUUUUUUUUUUAUCACAAUUUUUUUUUUAAAUUUGUGUUGCCAAUUUUUUCUCAAGUAUGUAUGGAUAAAGAAAUUAACAGCUCACAUCUUUAUUAUAUUUCAAAAGCUCUCAUUUGUUUCAUACUUAGGCCUACCUUAUUAUUAAAUUUUUUUUAUAUUAAAUUUUUUUUGAUUAUAUACAUAAUCAUCCUAAUCUAUACUCUACAGUAUUGAUGAUGACCAUUUGCAGCAUGAGUUAGAGAAAGUUAUGAAAGAAAGAGAUUCACUAGCCUACCAAGUGAGGCAGGAUUCAACCACAUGGACAGAGAGGCUGUCAGAGUUAAAAUCUAUCUGUAAGAAACCCCAGGUUGAAACACUUGCCAAAAUUAUCUAAAAAUGUUAAACACAAAAUGAACAAACCUUAGUGACAUAAUUGGAUUUAAUGUAUAUUUUAAUUAAUCUUAUCAGUUGUGAAUAAUAUUUAAAAAAAUUGUCAAUAUUUUAAAAUAAAUGUUUAUUAAAUCAGUUUUUGAAAAUUUAUUUUUACAGUUUUAUUAGCUGGGUUUAGAAGGAGGAUACAGAUAAUUGUUAACACAAUGAUCACAUAAUCCCUGCUUUUAGAUAUCACAGAGAUUGCAGCUCUUAAGAAAACUGUUGAAGAUCUAGAAUUUGAUGUACAAGAGAAGUCAAAGGUAAAACAUCAUAAGAUUAAUCUGAAGUAGCAAUCAAAGCUUUUCAUUCCAAAUUGUUAUCUGUCUAAAUCAACUACCUGUUUUGUUUUUUAAGUUAACCCUUUAUUUUUUUCAUCCUCGUUAAAAAACAUUACCUGCAUUUUGGAAAAUAACGACAGGCUUAAAUCUUGUCUGAACCCGGAAAAUUGACAAUGAGAAUACCACAUGCUUUACACACAAUGAAAUGUUCUUUAAACUAAUAUUUUUCUAUCUCCAGAAAUGUGCACAGCUGAAAGAAGAAUUAGAAUUUCAGAAGGAAGAAAUAAAGGAAAAAAGUGAAACAAUACAGAACCUUAAGACCGAGUUAAACAAAUAUGCUAAAGGUGUAGAUAAUGGUAACAAACAUUUUCUUUUUUAACAAAGCAAAAGUAUGUAGAUCCCAUGGGCAUCAUUUUAUAUGUCCCCCAUGUGAUGUAUUCCCUCAAUAAUAAAAUAGCAUUUUAGUUAUUUUUAUCUUUAGCCUUAACAAUUACCAACAGACCAAUUUUGUUAAGAAAAACCAUUCCUAUACAUUAGGAAUUAAUGUGUGUUUUUCUUAACAAAAAUCAAAUAAGCCAUAUUUUAAAGUUAUUUAUCUUUAGUCCUUGCUGAGCAUAGAUUGCAAGACGAAGCAGCGUGGAAUACAAAGAUUGCUGCAUUAGAGAGAAAACUAAAUGACUCAAAGAGGGAGCAUGCUAAAGCUGGUAAUAUUAUUUUAUGAUAACAAGAGAAAUUUUAAAUCUAUUUAAAAUUUCAUUAAAAUUUUUUUAGGAUAAGCACAUAUUUUCAUCUAAAAAUUGAAAUUCUCUUGUACAAUAAUGGUCUAAUGGUUCUAAUGGUCUAGAAUGUUUUGCAUUUUUAAACCUGCAGUUAUUUCAAUGCGACAAAUGGAGCGUAAUCAUUCAAGAGAGUUAGAAAGGGCUCAGGAUCUCCUUCAGACAACUGAGGAACAUUUGAACAAGCAGCUGAAGCAGAUUCAAAAUGAACUUUUAAGGGUAGAGAAAGAAAGAAAUUUGAUGAUGGUGAGUAUUAUUUCAUUAAGAAAUUUUUAUUUUUUCUCCGGAUGUGAAAUACUAUUCAGAAAAACUUUAAAAAUUCAUUAAAAAUGUUUAAUAAGUAUUUUUUACUAUUAUGUGGUCUCAAGAAAUAAAUAUAUAUAAAUAUAUAAUCGCAAAUGAUAGCUGUAUUUUUUUUCUAUAGUGGAUAGAAACACAUUUAAAAUCAUUAAUUUAUUAAUAGUUAUUUUUUUAUGAUAAAAGAAAUCCAAUGUUAUUUUUUAAAAUGUAAAAUAAUUUCACAUUCAAUAUUUUUGAAAGGCUACAUUAAGACAAGAAGGCUUAAUCAGCAACCUAAAAAGUGAGAGAGGCGACCCCAUAAAGCUUUCAUUCGGAGCAGAAGACCAAGUUUUCUUGUAAAAUAAUUUCACAUUCAAUAUUUUUGAAAGGCUACAUUAAGACAAGAAGGCUUAAUCAGCAACCUAAAAAGUGAGAGAGGCGACCCCAUAAAGCUUUCAUUCGGAGCAGAAGACCAAGUUUUCCUCUUAAGUAAUAACAAUUUUAAUACCUGUACAAAUACAGAGCCUCAUAAACUGGAGUCAUUAAUGCAAAGAUCUGAUAAAGAAGGUGAUAAUGUGAUGCUUGAGGAUAUAGAAAAAGUUAACCACAAAAAAGUCUGGCAUCAUGAAGAGUCUCAUAGAAAUAAUCAAGGUCAGCCAACAUUUUAAUAAAGAUAGGUAAAAUGUAAUUUCAGAAUGUUAGAGCCUCGAAAUUGCACAAUAGUUUCUGGUAAAAAAUUUUAAAAACAUAUUCAUGGAUAAAGGUCACUUUAAAAUUAUCUAUAGGCUUAAAGCUUCAUUUUGACUAAUAUUGAACUGCUUGUUAGAGAUUAACAAACAUUCAUUGAGAAAGUUUUCAAUAUUUUUUGCUGGUGGUGUUUUAUUGGGGAAUUUAAUUUUGUCAAACAUAAAAUAUAUUAAAUCUAUUCAUAUUUAGGAUAUUUAACCAAGUAAAAAUAAAAAAUGAAAAUUUUAUUAAAAAUUACAACAUUUGAAAGGAUCGUAUAAAUAUAAGUUAAUUGUUGUACAGAAAUAUUACUUCUAUGAAAUAUACUUUAAAAUGUUUACUUUGUUUUAUUAGUGAAAUAAAUUGAAUGAAUCAGAAUAUAAAAAUUUAGAUUUUUUUUACCUCCCCAGAAGCAAUGGAAGAUGUUCUAGAAGAUCUAAAAUCUUUAACUGUUGCUAUAUUUGAUGAAAAUGAUGAGGAUUCAAGUGAUUCAUAAUCAGAGCAUUAAAAAUUAUCUGCUGUGGCUAUAAAAUUAAAAUAUUAAAAUUGAUCAAAGCAUGUAAUAAAAUAU